AUGAACGCAUUUAACUUCCCAAGGAUGGAAAAGAAAAAAUCGAGUGAAACUCAGUCGGUGUGUGUAAGAAAGGAAAGAUCAUGUUACACUUCAAGUGAAGAAUGCAGUAAGUUAAAAAUGAAAGGGGAACGCACAAAUGGACACUCAUUAAAUAGCAUUUUGACGAGAAAUAAAAUUGAACAUGUGGAUAAUGACGAAUGGAAAAUAAAACAACCUGUCUUAUUUAGUGACAAAUCAGGAAAUCAUAAAAAAAUUGAUGUACUCGUAUACCCAGUUUGUGAACAAAAUAAUUCUUACCAUUUGAAGGAAAAAAGAAGCGACCCCCCAGGUGAAUAUGUGCGCAACGGCAGUGCAGGCCACUCAGGAAAAGGCAAACAAACGUGCACAAAAAAAAUUGUUCACAAGGGACGUAUAAAUGAAGCUUCUUUUACGUGUGGAAAUAAUCACACGUUGGAAAAAGACUUCAUCGAGGGAGAAGGAAAAAAAAAAAAAAAUUCCCCCGCAACGGAAAUGUUGUCUGAAAUGGGCACUGCACACAACGAAAAAUCAGUUCAUUCUGGUCAUAUCGAAUGUUUGAGUGAAUUCACUCAUCAGUUAAAAAAUAAAAAUGAGAUGAACAGCCAAUUUGAUUACAAUGUAAAUGAUGGUGUGUGCUUUUCCUGCAAGGGUAAAAAAAACAAGGGCAAUUUUCCCAGUGUUUUUUGCAACACUAUGGAGGAUAAGACUUUGCACGGCUGCGUCAACUGUGUUAAGUCAAAUGAGGAGAAGCAACAUUUUUUGAGUAGCUGCACUCAGGGUGAAUCUCAUCGAAAGGGCGUAAAGUUGCCCCCCAAUAACAGCAGCGAAAUAAUUUAUCCACAUAAUGACAAAUUGGAAGACAAUUCAGGCAGGGCAGGACGCAAGCUAAGUGCCUCUGUGCACACAUUUUCGGAAACAACCCGUGGGAAGAACUUUUCCAGGUUAAUUAGCAAGGGGGAAGAAGACGAAUGGUCCAGUGAUGCCCUGCGUCACUGUGGGGAUGUUGACGGAGGAGGGGAAAAUAAUCCCCUCAAAUUGUGCAAAAGUAGGAAUAAGCAACACACGGACUGGUGCCCCCUGAAUAACGGUAUGCAUAUGAUGAAGGGGACUAGAAGUAAGAGAUCCCCCUUUGUGAAAAGGGUAGAGGUGGUGACACAGACAAGUGCAUGUGGGGGGAUGGCAAAUAAGUCCAGUUUAAUAUGUGGAAGGACAUUACCAAGCAAGUGCAGCUUAUCAUGUGUAGACGGUUUGGACAGUGUCUCGAGGAAGGUCUGCCGCAUCACCCCAGAUUAUAUGACGGCAGGUGAAAGAAGAUUGAAGGAUCAGUUUGGGGGGCAGGAAAGAGUGCAUACCGUUGCCAGAUCGCUGAGUGAGGUACUUAUAGAAAAUGCUAGCGAAGUGGGGGAGGGAAAAUCCACGGAAGAAUUAUACUUCACGAAAAAGGAGCAAAUGAAGCAGAAUAAACAAAACGGUGUAAAAAAUAUAGUGGCAUAUAAUUGUCCAGGCGAAGUGAAUACAUCUGGAGAGGAUGCCCCUGUGGUGGAUAAGCACGAGGAUGACAUGCAUGAAGUGAGUACUAGGGGGGAGGAGGAUAUCCAAGAUGGGUACAUAAUGCACGACGUAGGGGAAGGUCAGAAUGUUGUUCCUUCCUGCCCCGCUUCGGAUGAGGUGAGGAAGGGGAAGUGGUCAACGCGUGAGUCCUUUACUAGUGAAGUGAGUUUUGAAAAGGGAGGUGAAAGAGAAGGGGGAAAUUCCGCCGACGGGAUAGGACAAGGGGCGCCUAUUGUAGCGCAUAAUGUUACGCAUAAUGUGGCGUAUAAUGAGAGGCGUACCACAGACCUAACAGACAACAGGAGGAAGGCAGAUCCUCGAGGAAAGAGCUGUGAGGAGGAUUUAGGGAUGAAGUGCAUAAUGCAGUUGCUGACGGUGUUGGAGAGGGAACGACGGAGGAGCGGCAGAGGGGGAGAGAAAAAAGGGGAGGUAAUAAAGAAUGGAAGAAAAGGCAACCAUGAAAAGGAAGAAGGUGACGCACGGAUGUACUUUGCGAAAUAUGCGGAUGAGAUAUUUAGGGAUGAAGGGGAAGAACCAACUGAAGGGAAAAGAGACAAAAAAAUAGAUACGAAUGGAGUAGGGAACGGAGACGGGGCGGAGAAGUGGUGUGCCGCCCUGUUAGACAGAGUGGAAGAACAUCUGGGCGUCUUGAACAUUUCGCUGAACGAAAUUCUGCAGCUUAACAAAGUGAAAAAGAUAUUCUGGUACUUGUAUAUGAAGUAUAAACUGGCAGAUAGCAUCACUAUAGAGAAAUUUUGCGAACUACUAAAGGAAAAAAUAAACGAACAGAUGAGCAAAAAUUAUUUUAAGGAAUAUGUUACGUGGGAGAACUUCCACCCCUUUUGCAAAAACAACGUUGCAAAUUUCGACUACAAAAUGAUCAUUUUGGAAAAUUUAUUUUUCCUGUUAAAAUCAUACCCCCUGGAUUAUGAGGAGAAUAAAGGAUGCUUCUACAUGCUGAAUCCGCAAAGGAAUAAAAUGUUGCAAAGUUCAAGUCUGCAGGGAGAGAAAAACGCAAACGUCCAUUUGGUGAAAAAUAAGAUGAACUACCUUAAGCUGGUAAAAGAAGUGAAUACACAUUUUAAAAAUAAUUUUUUUUUUCUGGACAAAAUUUUCAUCCCCAAGGAUGCGUUUUUUUUUGUAAAGGAUUUUGAGAAUAUCACGUUGAUGGGUAACUCAAGUGAAACUUUGUUUGUGCACCAGGCUUUGGUGCAAGAUUUGAAGGAAGACUCAGAGGAGAAAAAUAGCUUCGAUGGAUUCUACGCGGGGAGUCCACCACACCAGUCAGAUUAUUAUAGGUACGUGCGUAAGAAGAAGGUACAGAGUAAGAUGAGGAAGAUGAAGGAGUUCAUUUUGUACUAUUAUGGCUUUCCCUCAGUGCAGCAUUUUUUUGAGGCACUCCUCGAAUUUGAGCGAGAGUAUAAAAAGGCGCACAGGGGGUGCAAUUCACUGAAGGGGAGGGUUAUCGAAGAGGUCAUUAACACGUUUGAAUUGACAGCCAAGUUGUACUCCAAGUAUGGAAGGAAACCUAGCGUGAAUGCGUGUCCCCUGGAGGGAGAAGAAGUAGAUUGGGGGAAAAAGACAGGCGAGGUGAACAACAUGGAAAAGACGACACAAUCGAAUAGGCAGUUUGGGGAGAAUUUUGCAGACGCGCAGAAAAGGCACCACUCAGAGUGCACCUACGAGGAGCAAAUCAGGUGUGACAUUGCCGCUACGUUUGCAAAGUGGAGGAAGGAAGGUCAUCAGGGGAAGCUAAAAAGUGACUGCCUAGAAAGGAAUGUUCCAAGGGAAGAAGCCGGGAAUGAUGUAUGCACACAUGAAGGUGCUGCCCAUUACACUGGUGCAGGAGAACCAUACUGGCUACGCGAAACCAUCGAGGAGGUAUCCCCCACGUACGAAAAUUUCUUCAACACAGUUGACGCGGCAAAGAAGGUGAAAGAAAUAAAUUUAAGGACGCUAAAAUUGUUUACAGAAAAUAUGAGGAAGGUGAAAGGGUAUCCAAAUUUCACAUCAGUUGAUGAUGUCUUCUGGGGCAUUUGCUUCUCUGACCCAGAUUUGCCUAAACAUAUCCUAUGUGAGAAGAAAAUAUUUCCCAAAAAUGUGAACUUUAAUGGUUUCAUGCAUAGCAUGAGGUAUGUUCCGUAUGUCAUUCCCGACUUCCCCGUGCCGAGUAGACAUUUCAUAUCCAUGUAUCAAAGUGAAAAAGCUAAUGAGGUGUUUAACUCGAGAAACGCUUUUUUAAAUUUGUUGAAAUAUGAAGGGAAGAAUGCUGAAAUGGUUCUGCUGAGGAAUAAAAUAAUUUAUGACCUUGUUAAAUUGUUCGUUUUUCUUUCAUCCAAUUUGGGGGUGGAGACGGGAAAAUAUGGGAAAGCUGCGGGGAUGCCAGACGGUGACGCGGCUGCCAUGGUGGAUUCCUCCUACUACAUCAACUACAAAUGCUAUUUGAGGAAGGGAAGGGAAUGUUCUUCCAAUCAGGGUGAAUAUGAGGACACGUCGAGCAGCUGCUCCUUGGAUUAUAUCCCCAGCAGCUUGGAUGAUGAGAUGGGGGAUGAAAAUGCGGUGGUCUUUUCAACAGGGGAGAAAAGUGAAAGGAAGGAAGAAGUGCCUUACCAAGGUUACCACAUAACCCACUCGACGUUGGAACAUGCCAUUACUACAAACGACAAAACGGAACAACCAUACAGUAGGAGCAAACAGCCUAAUGAGGGACGUCCCAAUUCAGUGGAAGAACUACUACAGAGGAAGAAUAAAAAAAUGUCCUACAAAUAUGUACCCAAAUGGCACAUGUCAAAUGAUAUGUUUUUAUCCCGAUUGGUAUCCUUUGAUGAAAUUCAAAUUUCUCUGGAAAAAAUAUAUCCAUUAUUUAUGAUUCAGACGGCGCUAAUUUAUAUGGUUCACAUUUCGUGCUGUACGUUAGAGGAGGAUGAGUGGAGGUACUUCUUCGAGGGUCCCUUUACUUUGUAUAACAGCUUAACCCCCGAGGAGGUAGCCAUGAGGUAUAUAAAAAUAAAGGGCAGUCAAUUCUUCAAACUGAGCAAUAUUAAAUUUAAUAAAAAUAUAAAUCUGCAUCAGGUUUUUAUGAACAUACCAGAGAAUAUGCAGUGUGCAGAAAUUUACAGACUGGCUAUAAAUGGGGAGAGCACAUCCACGGGUUAUUCUGCUGAGCCUUUCGAUAUAUAUCACCUCAUGUUCGUUGCGCGUGUCUUUUGGUACAUUUUUUUGUACUCUGACAAUUUUCUGCUUUUGCGGUCAUCCCUGCUUUGGGACGCCCCCGGGUGGGCUAAGUAA
Messenger RNA from Plasmodium coatneyi, 4857 nucleotides. RefSeq lists its product as uncharacterized. Lineage: Eukaryota; Apicomplexa; Aconoidasida; Haemosporida; Plasmodiidae. The transcript has a single exon. Bases 1 to 4857 code for a protein of 1618 amino acids. The record is from RefSeq and is a predicted model, not a curated record.